AUGCUGGAGAUAAACAUCACUCUGGUCAGUGAAUUCAUCCUGGUAGGCUUCCCCACUGCCCCAUGGCUGCAAGUCCUGCUCUUCUUCCUCUUCUUUGUGGUCUAUCUGUUAAUAGUAAUAGAGAAUCUUGUAAUCAUGCUCACUGUUUGGGUCACUGGCUCCCUUCAUAAGCCAAUGUACUAUUUCCUAAGUAGCAUGUCCUUUCUGGAGAUCUGGUAUGUCUCUGUCACAGUCCCCAAGAUGCUGGACGGAUUCCUGCUGCAGAGACGGCACAUCUCCUUCACAGGUUGCAUGACCCAGCUCUACUUCUUUAUCUCACUUGCCUGCACAGAGUGUGUGCUCCUGGCAGCCAUGGCCUAUGACCGCUAUGUGGCCAUCUGCCACCCUCUGCGAUACUCAGUCAUCAUGACCACAAGUUAUUGUAUGCAGCUGGUGGCUUUCUCCUACAUGAGUGGUUUCACUGUCUCUGUCAUUAAGGUCUAUUUCAUUUCACAUGUUGCUUUCUGUGGCUCCAAUGUUAUGAAUCAUUUUUUCUGUGAUAUCUCACCAAUCCUCAAACUGGCAUGCAAAGACAUGUCCAUAGCUGAGCUAGUGGACUUUGCUUUGGCUAUUGUCAUUCUUGUGUUCCCUCUCAUCACCACUGUCCUCUCCUAUAUCUACAUUGUCUCCACCAUUCUGCGUAUACCUUCCACCCAGGGAAGGAAGAAGGCCUUCUCCACCUGCGCAUCCCACCUCACUGUAGUUAUAAUUUAUUACACAGCCAUGAUUUUCAUGUAUGUCCGGCCCAGAGCUAUUGCAUCAUUUAAUUCCAACAAAUUAAUCUCAGCUGUGUAUGCAGUUCUCACACCCAUGCUAAAUCCAUUCAUCUACUGCCUAAGGAACCAGGAAGUCAAGAACGCUAUCAAAAAGACCUUGAGUGGUGGCCACUGCCUCCUGCUCAGCUCAGCCCUGCUGCCUCGAGGAAGAGACAAUGUCCCAUGCAGGAUAUCAUUCCCAUGA
This is a messenger RNA of Microcebus murinus (gray mouse lemur), 999 nucleotides long. Its product is annotated as olfactory receptor 6B9-like. Gene Ontology annotation, biological process: G protein-coupled receptor signaling pathway. Gene Ontology annotation, molecular function: olfactory receptor activity; G protein-coupled receptor activity. Gene Ontology annotation, cellular component: membrane. NCBI's taxonomy places the organism in Eukaryota, Metazoa, Chordata, Mammalia, Primates, Cheirogaleidae. The record is from RefSeq and is a predicted model, not a curated record.